GAGAAGAGGAAGGAGGCUGCGGGAGCAAGCGAAACAGAAAAAAGGGUCAGGCCUGGGACUUGGCAAAACGGGCUCUUGGCGAUGCCGUCCAACACUGUUACCAACACCACCGCCGCUUUCAAAGGCUCAGACUAUGGUGACUCACCUGGGAAGAGACUGAGUGAGAGCACAAUGCUGGACAAGGACUUGAGGACAGAGGAGAAGCCAGCCAAAAAUAUUGCCUCUUGUAAAGCUGGAAGGCCGGGGAGAAAGCGCAAGCAGUUUCCAGUCGAGAGCGGUGCUGGCGUGGGCAACAGCUAUGCUGGCGUGGGCAGGCCGUCCAUGACGCAGGUCCGCAACGGAGAUGUGGGCGGGUACGCAGGCAGGACAUCCGAUGCCUGCUUCCCCAAACAGGAGAGGAGGGAGGUGGAGAAUGGGAUCCCCACUAGAGACGCUUCCCGCCGGACAGAGGACAGCCCCCAGGGUCCGAGCCCCUCCCGCGAGAACGGGUUCCUUUCCAGCCGGGAAUCGCAGGACUCCGAGAAAGACAAGGACGACGGCCUGACGACCUCGCGGAAGAAACGGGGAAGGCGGAAACUGGAGCGCCCGACGAAAUAUGUGGAGCACAAGGAGGAGGACGGGGCUGACACAGUCAGGACCGAGGGAGGUCGAGGGAGGCUUCGAGGGGGAGUUGGUUGGGAGAUCAGCCUUCGUCAGAGGCCCAUGCCCAGAGUAACCUUCCAGGCUGGUGAUCCUUAUUACAUUAGCAAGAGGACCAGGGAGGAGUGGUUGACCAAGUGGAAGACGGAGGCAGAGAAAAAGGCCAAACUGGUGUCAGCGAUGAACGCUAUGGAGGACCACGAGGAGAUGGAGGAGACGGAGCCCCAGAUAGAGGACGAGUCAGAGCUCAAACAUCUGCUGCCUUCCAAGCAACCUCAGCCCCAGUCCCAUCCUCAGUACCAGUCCCAAUCACAAUAUCAACAACAGUCACCACCACCAUCACCGCCACCACUACAACAACAACACCAACAACAGCAACAACCACAACAACCACCGCAACAGCAGCAACCCACAGACCCCGCCUCUCCCACUGUCGCCACGACACCUGAGCCCGUGACCAUCGGAGGUGGAGACAAGACGUCUCCCAAGUCCGCUGAUACUGAGCCCGAAUAUGAGGACGGCCGUGGUUUUGGCAUCGGGGAGCUGGUUUGGGGGAAGCUGAGAGGGUUCUCCUGGUGGCCGGGCCGUAUCGUAUCCUGGUGCAUGACGGGGCGAAGCAGAGCCGCCGAGGGGACCAGAUGGGUCAAGUGGUUUGGGGACGGAAAAUUCUCAGUUGUCUGUGUAGAGAAACUCUUGCCUUUAAGCUCUUUCAACAAUGCCUUUCACCAACCAACCUAUACCAAGCAGCCGAUGUACAAGAAAGCAAUCUAUGAAGUACUGCAGGUGGCUAGCAGCAGAGCUGGCAAAGUCCUCAUUUCCUGUCCAGACAGUGAUGAGACGGACACUUCCAAGUCGGUGGAGAUGCAGAACAAGCAGAUGAUCGAGUGGGCCAUGACCGGAUUCCAACCCACUGGACCGAAGGGCUUAGAGCCACCAGAAGAGGAGCGUAACCCAUACAAAGAGGUUUACCCGGAGAUGUGGGUGGAGCCAGAGGCCGCAGCGUACACACCACCCCCGGCCAAAAAGUCUCGCAAAAGCACAGCCGAGAAGCCCAAGGUCAAGGACAUCGUUGACGAAAGGACAAGAGAGCGACUUGUUUAUGAAGUGAGACAAAAGUGCCGUAGCAUAGAGGAUAUCUGCAUCUCCUGUGGAAGUCUGAAUGUUUCACUCGAACAUCCACUGUUUGCUGGGGGCAUGUGCCAGAGCUGUAAGAACUGCUUCCUAGAAUGUGCCUACCAGUAUGAUGAUGAUGGCUACCAGUCCUACUGCACUAUCUGCUGUGGGGGGAGAGAGGUCCUCAUGUGUGGAAACAACAACUGUUGCCGGUGUUUUUGUGUGGAGUGCGUUGACCUCCUGGUGGGGCCAGGCGCAGCCCAUGCAGCCAUAAAAGAAGACCCAUGGAACUGCUACAUGUGUGGCCAAAAGGGCGUUUUUGGCCUGCUGGAGCGACGCACCGACUGGCCCUGCCGUCUCCAGCACUUCUUUGCUAACAAUCACGACCAAGAUUUUGAGCCACCAAAGUUGUACCCCCCGGUCAUGGUGGAGAAGAGGAAACCUAUUCGUGUCCUGUCGCUAUUUGAUGGCAUCGCAACAGGGCUGCUGGUGCUGAAAGAACUGGGCAUCCAGGUGGACCGCUACGUGGCGUCCGAAGUGUGUGAAGACUCCAUCACUGUGGGUAUUGUACGGCACCAGGGUCGGAUCAUGUAUGUUGGUGAUGUGAGGAACGUCACACGCAAACAUAUACACGAGUGGGGCCCAUUUGACCUCGUUAUAGGUGGAAGCCCAUGCAACGACCUCUCCAUUGUCAACCCUGCUAGGAAAGGCCUUUAUGAGGGCACCGGCCGCCUGUUCUUUGAGUUUUACAGGCUUCUUCACGAGGCUCGGCCCAAGGAAGGAGACGACCGGCCCUUCUUCUGGCUCUUCGAAAAUGUGGUCGCCAUGGGCGUCAGUGACAAAAGGGACAUAUCUCGAUUUUUAGAGUGCAACCCAGUGAUGAUCGAUGCCAAGGAAGUCUCGGCUGCCCACCGUGCUCGCUACUUCUGGGGUAACCUUCCUGGCAUGAACAGGUUGGUGGGAAAAUGGCCUCUGACUGCCAUGUGCACCGACAGGCUGGACCUCCAGGACUGUUUGGAACAUGGCAGAACAGCAAAGUUCGAUAAGGUGAGGACCAUCACCACCAGGUCCAACUCCAUAAAGCAGGGGAAGGACCAGCACUUCCCAGUCUUCAUGAACGAGAAGGAAGACAUACUCUGGUGCACUGAGAUGGAGAGGGUCUUUGGCUUCCCUGUCCACUAUACAGAUGUGUCCAACAUGAGCCGACUGGCGAGGCAGAGGCUGCUGGGAAGGUCAUGGAGCGUCCCAGUUAUCCGCCACCUGUUCGCACCACUCAAAGAUUACUUCGCCUGUGUCUGAGCGACGACGACACCCGUUCGGAGGCAGUUAGGAACCGCAACUGUGCGUCGUGACUAUAAACGGGAGCCUUCGGUGCUCAAAUUCUACUCUUGUAUAAUUUGCAAGCGAAACAUCGACACAGAAAUUUCACAUUAUUUCUUGUAUUUGAAAAAUGUAAUUCUUAUUCUAUUUAAUUUUGAUAUGUCAUUUUACCUUUUAGCAGUGUUAUUCGGUAUUUUUUAUUUUUCUUUUUUUUUUUUGGAAUUGAUUUAUUUGUGCAAGCUAUACUUGAGACUGUGCUUUCUUCUCAAGACACUGAGCAAGGAAAGUGUUGUCCGUGGGAUUUUCUAAAGACACAACGCCGUCAUGGCAGACACCCGACAGAUACCGAGUGUUUUCCAGCGAAGUUAUACGUACACAUCAAACAAUUCGGCUGUUUUGAAGGGGGCGGGCUACGAUUCCCACCAACAGCUACUGAGCCUCACCGAGAUGUGAUGAGAAAAAAAAAGAAAAAAAAAAGAAAAAUUCGAUUUUCCUCAGUGUCGAGAGAGCCAGUGUCUCUGAGAAUCCAAAAAAAAAAAAAAAAACACCAGAUCACAUAUACCUCUUUGUUUACAGGUUCUAAACACAACUGAAGGUAAUAAAAGGUACUACUACUGUAAUAUGGUUACAAUACCAUGGUGCUCCGCGGUGAUGGGAAACAUCAUAGCCCAUGUGGCAUCCGCAGCUUACGAAAGAGACACCCAGACAUUUGCUCGGGAAAAUCGACGUCUCCGCAAAUUUUAUUUUGAUGACGCGCUGUCCCGUCGACUUCCGAGAGAAAAAGCAACUCCGACUGCAAAACAGGGCCUAUAUCCUCUUUUACCAGUUUUACAGCUUUUAUUUUUGAGUUUUGUUUUCUGGUUUUAACAGACUACUGGUGCUUAUUCAACCGCUCAGCUUUUCUACACUUAGGCCCCGCCGCCUGCGUCUGCACAAACAGAAAAUUAAGCUAGCCACAUGGGAAGUGAUGUUUUCCGUCGUGUCCGCGAUGAACUACUUUUUUCUAGUUUCAUCCGGACCAACAUUACUGUACAAUAGUUAGUAAGCGUGGUGGCCGUUUGGAGGUCGACCGGGCGUUUCCGAAUCCGGGUCAAACCUCCUCCCUCCCCACCUCCGCGAACUAGACAAGAAAAAAAAAUUUAAAAAAAAAACAAACAAACAAAACUGUCAGGUGCAUAUCCUCAACAACAUGGUGCGGCUUCACAAAGUUCUUCUACCUUUUUAUAGCAAUUUUGUGCUGUUUUACCAACAUUAUAAAGCACUUUUAUAUGUAUAACUUACUUUUUUUCUUGAUAUUUUGGAAAAAAGAAAAAAAACUUGGUUCUUGUGAAAUUGUUUUUUUUUUUUUUUUUGCUUUAUGAUGUGAACUGAUCUACCCUCGUGUAAUACGUUUUGUAUACAGUAGGGCUGUGCCAAUAGAAGUGGAAGGAUGGAUUGUGCUGUGUGAAGCCCGUGUGUUUGACUCGCUGUACAGGUAGACGGUGUGAACCUUGUCGACCCUCCGUUCUCUCGCCUCCAUCAGUCCUACUGUCCUCUGUUGGGAAGCGGUGACACGGUUUGUUACUCCACAGAUUUUAAGAAUGUCUCUAUUAAGAUUGUACAAUUUAGGGCAGAGUUAAGAAUAUAUGUCAUGUUUUGUUGUAUGAUAUUUUGUCCACCUGUGAAAGACACAAUUUGUACCCACCCCCCCUCCCCCUUUAACUUUGCCCGAGUAGUCACACAGACAAAUUUACGGACUGAUCCGAAUUUAUGUUAUGUUUCACGAUAAUGUUAAAUUCUAUUGCUAAUUUCUAGACGUGGAGGAUUUAGGUGGCGGUUUGUCAGAACUCAGUACUGACACAGCAGGGCGUCCGGGUAGCGUAGCAGUCUAUUCUGCUGCCUACCAACACAGGGGUCGUCAGUUCGAAUCCCCAUGUUACCUCCGGCUUGGUCGGGCGUCCCUACAGACACAAUUGGCCGUGUCUGCGGGUGGGAAGCCAGAUGUGGGUAUGUGUCCUGGUCGCUGCACUAGCGCCUCCUCUGGUCGGUCGGGGCACCUGUUCGGGGGGGGGAAUAACGUGAUCCUCUCACACGUUACGUCCCCCUGGUGAAACUCCUCACUGUCAGGUGAAAAUAAGCCGCUGGCGACUCCACAUGUAUCGAAGGAGGCAUGUGGUAGUCUACAGCCCCCCCCCCCGGAUCGGCAGAAGGGGUGGAGCAGCGACUGGGAUGGCUCGGAAGAGUGGGGUAAUUGGGGGGGGAAAUACUGACACAGCAGCGGACAAAUAACAUGAAAGGAUUCACAAAUAACGUGAUUUUUUUUUAAACGGAAUUAAUGUCAUAAUGUAAUUAAGUUCUUAAGUGACCUUAUUGCCAUCAUGUCAGUCCACAUAGACCCUCGUGCUUUGUGACGUUCCCACCAGAUUAUUUGCUCCUUCCCAUUUACAUCCUACCAUGUCUGUACAUGUUGUACAUAGAGUUUUCCUGUUGCUGGUUUUCCUUGUUUUUUUUUGUUUUUGUUUUUUUUCCUCUUUUUUUUUUUAAGUAUGAGAUGUACAAAUACAAUUCUUGGCUAAUAUAUAUAUAUCAUCAAAUUAGAAAAUCUUAGAUUCAAAAUAAAAUCAAGUGACAAUUUGAUUCAAAACAUGCUUUGAGCGUUAGAUGUAGGGAGACUCCAAGUCUACUUUUUAGUACUUUUUUUGUUUGUUUAAAGGUUUUUUUUAGUGUGUGCGUGCGUGCGUGCAUGUACAUACGUGUGUCUGUACGUGUGCGUGCAUACGUGUGUGCGUGCGUGUGUGUUUGUGCGCGUGCGCGCGCGCGCGUCCGGAUGAACAUGUCACGUGAUGUAGACUGAGGACAGCUUUAAGAGGAACGGUGUGAACGUCACUGCGCAGCCCUACGACGGUGUUGUUUUUGCCUUUGUUUCCUUUUGUAAGACUUUGGAAAAAAAGAGGGAUCGUAGGUGUUUCUGAUGGUGCUAAACAUUUUAUCUAAUCGAGGAAAGUAUAUUUGAUUGGAAGAGAAAUAAACUUGUCUUGACAAUGACUGUUUUUAAGUUCCUUGUAGUAAUGGAAAAGCACUAUUAUUUCACUCAUAUAAAUAUAUUAACAAAGGCAUUUUAACUUUGUACUUGGAAAAAAAAGACAAAAAAAACAUGAUGACAAAUAAUGAAAGGUUUCCUAUAUUGUUUUAGACUAGAGAUUGCUGUAGUUGGUGCUUAUCUGUGGGAAAAUCAUGUACUCAUAACGAGAAAAAAAAUCCGUAAUAACGUUCACUGUAGCAUAUUGUAUGCUUAAGUACGCAUUGUUUCUUAAUCCUACAUUCCAAUGCCGUAAUAUCCCAUAUGUCUGUUCUCAGAGUGUUUUUUUUAAAUUGAUGCAUAUUUGUUUUUUGUUUUUUUGUUUGUUUUUUUUAAUAGCAACCUAAUUACAUUUCACUGGUCAAGGCAGGUCGACUCUAUAUUCGGUGAUACUGUGUGACUUCCUAUGCUGUCAUAACUGUUUAUGGCCUAUAUGCCCUCCUCAAGACCAGUCCUUACAGCAAAUGUAGCAGUCAUUCUCCACUUUAUACCCCAUACUUAUGUUUAGUGUUAAGAGAGAAGAUAAAGGCUCCUUAUGUACUUGUGCUGGAGAACACUUGAAUAAAUGUAUUGUU
Messenger RNA from Lampris incognitus (smalleye Pacific opah), 6705 nucleotides. RefSeq names its product DNA (cytosine-5-)-methyltransferase 3 alpha b (gene dnmt3ab). The transcript has 23 exons. Gene Ontology annotation, cellular component: cytoplasm; nucleus. Gene Ontology annotation, biological process: negative regulation of DNA-templated transcription. Gene Ontology annotation, molecular function: methyltransferase activity. Lineage: Eukaryota; Metazoa; Chordata; Actinopteri; Lampriformes; Lampridae. The record is from RefSeq and is a predicted model, not a curated record. The coding region runs from base 82 to 3051 and encodes 989 amino acids.